Peromyscus eremicus (cactus mouse) is the source of this 568-nucleotide messenger RNA. It is a transcript of the gene Defb135, whose product is annotated as defensin beta 135. Bases 104 to 337 code for a protein of 77 amino acids. The transcript has 3 exons. Lineage: Eukaryota; Metazoa; Chordata; Mammalia; Rodentia; Cricetidae. The record is from RefSeq and is a predicted model, not a curated record.
AAGGUUCACUAGCCACACAGCUCCUCAGGUCUCAAGAGCUACAUAUACAGUGACUUGCCUCUUCCUUCCAUCCCUGCUGACUCUUUUGCUCACUGGUUUGGCCAUGAAGAGCGUUCCAUUGGUCCUUGUGGUCUUUGUCUUGCUCUCCUAUGUUCCACCAGUUAGGAGUGGACUGAAUAUUUACAUAAGACAAAUUUUUGAUUCAUGCUGGCUAUUCAAAGGCGCUUGCAAGGAAGAAUGUGACAGAGACCAAGAAGAAAUUUUUAACAUUUUGUGUGACACUAAAUUCUUGUGCUGUAUAGACCGUAAGGACAUGCCCACUCUGUUUGUGAAGUAAUUGUCACAUUCGUUUUAGUAGAUCAAGGAGUAGUUGUGGACCCAGAAAUCUCACCUCUGUCUCUCAAAUUGAUUGUACCGAUUUAUGUCCUCAACCAUGUUGUUACUUCUUAUUCUGGAUCCCGGCUAGUGUUUUCUAUCCCCAGCCCCGCUCUGGGGUAUGUAUACUAAUGAUACAUAGUAACUGAAUUUGUAUUUUACCUAUGACUAAUAAAUGUUUACAGAACGGUCA